Rattus norvegicus (Norway rat) is the source of this 1064-nucleotide messenger RNA. It is a transcript of the gene Fthl17cl1, whose product is annotated as ferritin, heavy polypeptide-like 17, member C like 1. The record is from RefSeq and is a predicted model, not a curated record. Lineage: Eukaryota; Metazoa; Chordata; Mammalia; Rodentia; Muridae. Gene Ontology annotation, biological process: iron ion transport; intracellular iron ion homeostasis. Gene Ontology annotation, molecular function: ferric iron binding; ferroxidase activity.
UGAUGUCUCGCCCUGUCCCAUAAGCCCUGUUGCGGAAACGAUGUCAUGAUUGGGUGCCCAAACACAUUUCCGUUUAAGUCCCGCCCCAUGACAUAAGCCCUGAGGCUGAAACAAUGUCCCGAUUGGGCGCCAACACUCAUUUCCGUUAAUGUCCCGCCUUCUUGUGGCCUUUAAAUGCGGUCGGCUUUGGGCGGGACAUCCAUUUCGCCUGCUGCCUCCGGCUACUCCAGAGCUGCCUGAGGCCUUGCUGCUGAACGCCUGUGGUGUUCGUCUCUUCUGAGGUACUUUGGGACUGUGGGACUGUGUUGUGUGAACCCGCCCUGCCUCUCUGAGCAGGUGAGAAGGGCUGAGAGCCUUGUGCUGUUUAAGCGCCCGCCAUGGCCGAAGCGCCCUCUCAAGUGCGACAGAACUAUGACUGGCACUGCGAGGAUGCCGUCAACACCCAUAUCCAGCUGCGGCUCUAUGCCUCCUAUGUGUACAUGUCUAUGGCCGUCUACUUUGACCGUGAUGACGUGGCCCUGGGAAACUUCAAGCGUUUCUUCUUGAGCAAGUCACACGAAUGCCAGGCCAAGGCUGAGGUGUUCAUGCACCUGCAGAAUACGCGUGGAGGCUGCCUCUCCCUUCAUGACAUCGCGAGACCGGAACGCGACAGCUGGCAUGGCGGCAGUCAGGCCAUGGAGUGCGCCUUGCACAUGGAGAUGAUGAUCAACCAGAGUCUGCUGAACAUGCACGAAGUAGCCAAGGAAAAAGGCGACGCCCAACUCUGCCACUUCCUGGAGCAAAACUUCCUGAACCAGCAGGUCGAAGUUCUGAAGGAGGUGGGCGGCUACCUGACCAACCUGCGCCAGAUGGGAGCCCAGGAGCACAGCUUGGCCGAAUACCUCUUUGACAAGCUCAGCCUGUCCUAAAGCUUCAAGUGGACUGAACUGGGUUGUCCCCCACUGCCUUGGGGUCUUCCUCCGUUCAUUACACCUGAUGGUCAUGUUGAUUUUGAAGCAAAGUUCACUUAUUUACUCUUUCUGUUUGACUGUUGUUUGAAAUAAAAAGCGUUUGUUUGCAGCAAA